Vigna angularis (adzuki bean) is the source of this 2141-nucleotide messenger RNA. RefSeq names its product cysteine protease ATG4. Lineage: Eukaryota; Viridiplantae; Streptophyta; Magnoliopsida; Fabales; Fabaceae. Gene Ontology annotation, molecular function: protein-phosphatidylethanolamide deconjugating activity. The coding region runs from base 598 to 1791 and encodes 397 amino acids. The transcript is spliced from 9 exons. The record is from RefSeq and is a predicted model, not a curated record.
CUUAUUGUUGUUUGUUUUCUGUCAUGAUUCCUGCUUUUAUUCUUUCUGGCUUUCUUUCUUUAUUCAUAAUACAUUUCUUCUGUCUCCUGAUGGAAAUAAAGCUUUGUUUCUAUCUUUUUAACUAUUUGACCCAACCUGUAUCGGCUGUUCCUCGAUCAUCCCUUUGUGAAAUUGUAGAAUUCUGAAAUGCAGAUUAUCAUGUCUUUGAUGGCUGGCUAUGGAAUGUCUUUGCUUAAGAUUUUUUUUUCUUUUUAUGUUCUUUGGUAUAUCUUUCAACUUUUGUUAGGGCAUAGUAAUGGGCAUGUAUUUUGGGAAGUUUCUUUAUUUCAUUAUUUACCUUUCUACUAGCAGAUAUUGGCACCAAACUUGGUUUGCUUCUAUGAGCCAAUCCUGGUCCUUUCUUCAGCUUCAUAAUGGUAUUGAAGGGUUUAUGUGAAAGGAUUGUUGCUUCGAAAUGCACUUCUAAAAGCUCAACCGAGACUGUAGAUUCUACUCAGGUGCCUGCUUAUUUAAAAGCAGGGUCUAGUGACAAAAGCAGUUCAUUCUCGAAGUAGUGGGUGGGCAGCUGCUGUGAGGAAAGUUGUAACCAGUGGUUCAAUGAGGAGAUUUCAUGAGCGUGUACUAGGGUCAAGCAGGACUGACAUUUCAAGUUCUGAUGGUGAUAUAUGGCUUCUAGGUGUCUGUCAUCAAAUUUCACAGCAGGAAUCAAGUGGAGGUGUAGAUACCAAUAAUGGAUUGGCAUCAUUUGAACAAGAUUUUUCCUCAAAAAUCCUAGUUACCUACCGGAAAGGCUUUGAUGCUAUUGGAGAUUCAAAGUAUACUAGUGAUGUUAAUUGGGGCUGUAUGCUUCGAAGCAGUCAGAUGCUUGUUGCUCAGGCAUUACUUUUUCAUAAAUUAGGUAGAUCGUGGAGAAAAUCUGUUGAUAAGCCAGUGGAUAAAGAAUAUUUAAAAAUCUUGCAACUUUUUGGUGAUUCAGAGGCUUCUGCCUUUUCUAUUCACAAUCUUCUUCAAGCUGGUAAAGGUUAUGGCCUUGCUGUUGGGUCAUGGGUGGGACCAUAUGCCAUGUGUCGCACUUGGGAAGUUCUUGCCCGUAUCCAGAGGGAGAAAAAUGACCUUGGAGAACCACCACUUCCAAUGGCUAUUUAUGUUGUUUCUGGAGAUGAGGAUGGGGAACGUGGUGGAGCACCGGUUGUCUGCAUUGAAGACGCCUUCAAACACUGUUCUGAGUUUUCAAGGGGCCAAACUGCUUGGACACCUCUUCUUUUGUUGGUUCCUUUGGUUCUUGGACUCGAUAAAGUCAAUCCAAGGUAUAUUCCGUUAUUGCACUCGACUUUUAAAUUUCCCCAAAGCCUUGGCAUCAUGGGUGGCAAACCAGGUGCUUCAACAUACAUUAUUGGUGUUCAGAGUGAAAAGGCAUUCUACCUUGAUCCACAUGAUGUUCAGACGGUAGUUAAUAUCAGCGGGGAUACUCCGGAGCCUAAUAGUACUUCAUCGUACCAUUGCAAUGUUAUGAGGCACAUACCCCUAGAUUCAAUCGAUCCAUCCUUGGCUAUUGGAUUUUACUGCCGAGACAAAGAUGAUUUUGACGAUUUCUGCUCCCAUGCUUCCAAGCUUGCAGAAGAAUCAAACGGGGCACCAUUGUUCACUGUAGCUAAGUCUCGGAGUUUCUCAAAGCAAGUCUCUAGUAAUGAUGUCUCAGGUGACAACACCGGAUUCGAAGAGGAUGCUUUCCUUGGCACCGACCAUGUUAACGAUGCAGGAACCAAUGAGGAUGAUUGGCAACUCUUAUAAAUGCCAUUGCCAGACAGAGAUUAUGACACAUAUUCAAAGCACUGCGUCAACAAAUUGUUGCUUGGUUCUCACGGGCCUAAUUGCCACUGCAUGUUGGGUUGAUCUCUGGCAUGAGGCUCCCACUCUUCAAACAUUGUUUAAUAGUCCUGUAGAAAGUAAUUUAAACUCAUUAUGAUUCUUUGGCUUAAAUCGUUAUGUCCUCAUUUGUUUAUAUAACUAACCAGAAUUUGUUGUACAUUACAGCAGCUAGUUUGAUCAUAUUUGUUGCCUUUACCCCUUUAUUGGCUACAAAAAUGUAGUGGAUAGUACUGUGGGGCUACAAAUAAAUGGUAGAAAGUAGUUCAUGUUGA